GCAAACAAACAGUUCCAAGGUAACACCUCAUUUAUAUAUCCGCGCAUAUUUGCAAACCCCAUCGGGCGACGGAGACUCGGAGUCAACGGUCGUCCGAAUGAUUUCAUAAAAAAAGGCAAAGCCAAGCAAAUAAGAGAGGGUAGGAAAAAAAAAAGGGAGAGGUUUUCUCACCGGGCGAAAAAUAAAAGCUCCUCCUUUUAAUUCUCGAGGGAUCGAAAUCGAUCCCUUGUCCAGGACUUUGGGUGUCAAAGAUGGCGAGAGAUUUCUGCGACGUCCGAAUCCUUCUCUUCGUCGCCGCGGCGGCCUUCAUCUACAUCCAGGUGCGCCUUUUUGCAACACAAUCUGAGUAUGCAGAGCGCCUGGGGGCCGUUGUGGAAUCUGAAAAUCAAUGCACAAGUCAAAUGCGGUUGUUAAUUGAACAAAUAAGCACGCAACAAGGAAAGAUAGUUGCUUUGGAAGAAGCGAGGAAAAUUAGAGAUGAAGAAUGUGCCCAGCUGAAGACUUUAAUUCGACAUCUUGAAAGAAAGAAUCUUCAAAGCUUGACCAGCCAAAAAGAGUGGCCUGUAGCAGCUGUUGUGAUAAUGGCUUGCAAUCGCCCAGACUAUCUAGAGAGGACACUGGAAUCUGUCUUGAAAUAUCAGAGAUCAGUUUCUGCUAAAUUCCCAGUUUUCGUAUCCCAGGAUGGAACAAAUCCAGAUGUUAAAACUAAAGCUCUGAGUUACAGUCAGAUAACAUAUAUGCAGCACUUGGAGUCUGAACCAGUGCGUACAGAAAGACCUGGUGAAAUAAUAGCAUACUACAAGAUUGCAAGACAUUACAAGUGGGCCCUGGACGAGCUAUUCACCAAGCAUAAUUUCAGCCGAGUAAUCAUACUGGAAGAUGAUAUGGAGAUUGCGCCAGAUUUUUUUGACUAUUUUGAGGCCACAUCUGCUCUACUUGAAAAGGAUAAAACGAUCAUGGCUGUUUCUUCUUGGAAUGAUAAUGGACAAGUGGAGUUUGUGCAUGAUCCUGAAAUUCUUUAUCGUUCAGAUUUCUUUCCUGGGCUUGGAUGGAUGCUAACAAAAUCUAUAUGGAAUGAGCUAUCACCAAAGUGGCCUAAGGCUUAUUGGGAUGACUGGGUGAGGUUGAAGGAGGUACACAAAGAUCGCCAAUUUAUUCAUCCAGAAGUUUGCAGAACAUACAAUUUUGGUGAGCACGGUUCUAGCAUGGGGCAAUUCUAUAAACAAUACUUGGAGCCUAUUAAACUAAAUGAUGUUCAUGUUGAUUGGAAAUCAGUGGAUCUGAGCUACCUGUUGGAGGACAAGUUUUUAAACCACUUUGCUCAUAUUUUGUCCAAAGCUAGACCUGUUGAUGGACCUGAUGCUGUUCUGAAGGCACACAAUGUAGAUGUUGACGUGCAGAUCCAGUAUAAUGACCAGAGGGACUUCGAACGAUUGGCCCGUCAAUUUGGAAUAUUUGAAGAAUGGAAGGCAAUUUCUUCCCCAUUUUUAUUUCACUUGACUGUUGGCUUUCCAGGGGACAUCCAAAUACACUGACGCACCCCCAGAUGCAUGGCUGAAGUGCACACAACAUAUGCAGGCACAUGAUGGCAUUCCAAGAACUGCAUAUAAAGGAGUGGUAGUCUUUCGAUAUAGGAGGACUCAGAGGCGUAUAUUUUUUGUGGGCCCAGAUUCUCUCAAGCAGCUUGGGCUAAAGCAUUCUUGAUGAUCAAACCAUGUAUUGCUGCUUUUAAUUGAGCCAUGAUCUUGGAUGAAUGAAAAAUCUAGUUGUUGGAAAUAGUUGGGAAUGACAACGGAGCCUUAUUUAAGAUUACGUUCACGCAUGAAACUAAGAUAUCUUCAGGAAAGGAUGGACCAGCAGAGCACCAGUUUGGAGAGAGAACACAGAAGAGCCAUCUUUCAGCAACAUGACUCAUGAGUUAAUUCCCUUGAAUUUCUGUGUGCUUGCAUUGGUUGUACGUGUCAAAAGCACUCAUUUUUUACCUUAAUUUGUAUGUUACAGUACAGAAUGCUAUACAAAGUUUUCUUCAUGCAGGGAAGAUUUUUCCUCCUCCUGCUUUGCUCUA
This is a messenger RNA of Elaeis guineensis (African oil palm), 2065 nucleotides long. RefSeq names its product alpha-1,3-mannosyl-glycoprotein 2-beta-N-acetylglucosaminyltransferase. The record is from RefSeq and is a predicted model, not a curated record. Lineage: Eukaryota; Viridiplantae; Streptophyta; Magnoliopsida; Arecales; Arecaceae. Gene Ontology annotation, molecular function: alpha-1,3-mannosylglycoprotein 2-beta-N-acetylglucosaminyltransferase activity. Gene Ontology annotation, cellular component: Golgi apparatus.